Messenger RNA from Meloidogyne enterolobii, 1729 nucleotides. The record is from the annotation of a GenBank genome assembly. NCBI's taxonomy places the organism in Eukaryota, Metazoa, Nematoda, Chromadorea, Rhabditida, Meloidogynidae.
GACACCUAUAACUUAUGAAGUGAUGUAUCUUCUUCAUGUUCUUAGUACCAGUAGGUAGGGAAUUAAAUACACUACAAGCUACCAAAAAAUCGAAACUCUUAACUGACUGAUUACCAAGAACAUGAAGAAGUGACCAUUCCUGAUGAGUUAUAUGGGCGAAUCUGAACUGCUCCGGGAUCUCUUGGGGAAAAGAUUUUUACACUCUUUUCUGAUAUAAAAUAUAUUUUUAGCUAAUCAUCAGCCUCAAAUUCAAAAUAAUAAAUCAAGUAGCCCAAUGCUCUUCUCCUCGUCAAAAUCAGCCUCUUCUUUAACCUCCACAUCCUCAGCUUCAUUUUCGUCUUCCUCUUCUCAUUCUACCUCUACCUCAUUAAAUGAUUUAAAUGAUAAACAACAAAAUGGAUCUAAUUAUAGAGACCGAACACAUUUAAAGUUGGAAUUGAAAGAUUUAAAACCACGUGAGUUUCUGGGUGGAAACAGCAGCGGCAACAAUAACAAUGGUAUCUCCCCGAUGUCUUUACCCCUCUCUUUGUUAGAUUCAGCUUCUCUUCUACUUUCUCCUGAUAAGAUUUUACUUGCCGCACGACAACAACAACAACAACAACCUCUUCUUGGCAAUCGUUCAUCUCAAACAGUUCAAAACACACAAAAUCUCUUACAACAAAAACUUGAAACCCCUACUCCUUCGACAAUUUUAUUUCCAAAAAACGUUACUAGUGAACAAGAAAAAUUUGCUGAAGGCUGGCAAAAAGUUCUACAAGAGUUUCAAGGAAGAGAUACUACUUCUUUACAGUCAUUACAAGCCACCUCACCUUCUGCUGUUAAACUUCUUCUAUCUCUUGCUCUCACUCCUUCACCUUUUUCAGCUAAUAAAGCUAACAAUUCAUCGCUGCUUCAAGCUGCAGCUUCUACAGUUAACAACGGUGUCGGUGCGACUGCAGUCACAACAGAUUUGAAUAGUAACACUGUGAACCCUAUUUCCUCUACUAUAACAACACCCACAAAACAAUUUGAUUUGCCCAAAAUAUUACUUAAUCAACAACAACAAAACCAAACAGUUGUUUCAGGAACUGUCAAUACCUCCCAAUCAAAUUCUGUAAACAGUAUCACAAAGCGUUAUAUGGAAUACUUUCAACUUGGUCAAGCUGUAGCGGCAGUUUCCGCUACUUCACCGACUUCAUCCGUAGAGUUAAUUCCUAAUUCUUCCUUUUUUCAUCAGCAUCAACGCCCUUCCUCUGUAUCAACCUCAUUGCAACCUUUGCUAGCUACUCCAACCACACCAACCUCCAAUGGUGUUCAAACAUUUGCACAUAACACUGCGUUUAUAAAACGGGAGCCUAACACGUCUUCUAUUUGUGAAGAACAAAUGGACAUUCUUUCUAAUUUGAAUGGUAGUGCAUCCUCUAACCACGACAGUCAUCGCCGUUCUAGUAGUAUAUCUAGUGCAAGUUCUCCUAGAGUUAAUGGAAAAGUUCAGGUCGUCCCUAAUGGCAAUUCGAUGAAUGGUUAUGAUGGAGUAAUUAGUGAACACGACAUGAAGAAGCUUCUAAGGAAAAGAGAGCGAAAUCGUGAGGCUGCCUCAAAAUGUCGUCAAAGAAAGCUUCAGAGAAUAGCGGAUUUGGAACAGCAAGUAGAGGACGAGCGUAAACGUGAAAGAGAAUUAGAAGCAGAAAUUGCCCGUUUACAAGGUGUUAUAAAAAAUUUGCAAGAGAAAUUAUCCGGUUAUCAUUAA